GUGAGGCCUCGGCCACAUUGUCGUGUCUCUUUCUUACAAGUACAACGCACCACCACGCCCAUGUGGCCUCCUCCCCCAUCUCUCCCUGCAAACACAAAAGUCUUCUCUCUCUCUCUCCCUACUUUCUCUCCCCCCCUGCACUCAUGGGUUUCACCGCAAAUGGGUCCUCAGAGAAGCCUCUGAAAUUCCUCAUCUAUGGAAAAACUGGGUGGAUUGGUGGCCUCUUAGGCCAAAUUUGCAGAGCCCAAGGGAUUGCCUUUGAAUAUGGAAAUGGUAGACUGGAGAACAGGUCUCAAUUGGAGGCUGAUAUCGCCAUUGUCAAGCCCACCCAUGUUUUCAAUGCAGCUGGUGUUACAGGAAGACCCAACGUUGAUUGGUGCGAGACCCACAAGGUGGAAACCAUUAGGACCAAUGUGGUCGGUACUCUCACUCUAGCUGAUGUUUGUAGAGAAAGAAACUUGAUCGUGAUUAACUAUGCAACUGGUUGCAUAUUCGAGUAUGAUGAGGCUCAUCCCCUUGGUUCUGGGAUUGGAUUCAAGGAGGAAGAUACCCCAAAUUUUACUGGGUCUUUCUACUCCAAGACGAAAGCAAUGGUGGAAGAGUUGCUCAAGAAUUAUGAGAAUGUCUGCACUCUUCGUGUUCGUAUGCCAAUCUCAUCUGAUUUGUCCAACCCCCGCAACUUCAUCACCAAGAUUACCCGCUAUGAGAAGGUGGUUAACAUCCCCAAUUCCAUGACAAUCCUUGAUGAACUCUUGCCUAUUUCCAUUGAGAUGGCGAAGAAAAAUUUAACAGGCAUUUGGAACUUCACCAACCCUGGAGUGGUCAGUCAUAAUGAGAUUCUUGAGAUGUAUCGUGAUUAUAUUGACCCCUAUUUUUCUUGGAAGAAUUUCACUUUGGAGGAACAGGCCAAGGUGAUUGUUGCACAAAGGAGCAAUAAUGAGUUAGAUGCCAGCAAGUUGAAGAAGCAGUUUCCUCAGCUUCUAUCCAUCAAGGAGUCACUCAUAAAGUAUGUUUUUGGGCCAAAUCACAAGACUGCAAGCACUUGAAAUCUUUGUUUUGGCAUGGCCUAUACUCAAUUGCCGAUCUAUGUUCAGAGAUGUGGCUUAAUCAUAAUAAGACCUUAGCAAUGGAACUUCAGUUCAUGGUGGUAUUAUCUUUCUUUUUGCAGUAAAAUUUGUUUCUAGGUAUUGAUUUGUUGAUCUAUAGGAUGCGGUUAUCGAACAAAAUUCUGAUACUGGAAGUUCAUUAAAUGAAUGUCUUCUACUUCA
Amborella trichopoda is the source of this 1268-nucleotide messenger RNA. It is a transcript of the gene NRS/ER, whose product is annotated as nucleotide-rhamnose synthase/epimerase-reductase. Gene Ontology annotation, biological process: S-adenosylmethionine biosynthetic process. Lineage: Eukaryota; Viridiplantae; Streptophyta; Magnoliopsida; Amborellales; Amborellaceae. The record is from RefSeq and is a predicted model, not a curated record. Gene Ontology annotation, cellular component: methionine adenosyltransferase complex. Gene Ontology annotation, molecular function: methionine adenosyltransferase regulator activity.